UAGCCUGCUCAAUCUCUACUUUAUUUAUAUCUCUCUCUCCCUUCAUUCAAUUAAUCUCUUUCUACAGUUACCAAUGCAUCAUGAAUUUGAAGUGGUUUGUGUUUGUAUUCCUCUGCUUUAUUGGACAAUCUUCACAAGAGCAGAGAGAAGCUAAUGAGGUGAAAAUUGGAGCCAUCUUUUCGUUUGGCACCACAAACGGCAAAGUUGCCAGAAUCGCCAUGGAAGCUGCUGUUCAAGACGUCAAUUCUGAUCCCUCUCUUCUCGGUGGAAGAAAACUUGCUCUCACCCUGCAUGAUUCAAACUACAGCGGAUUCUUAGGGAUCAUUGGAGCAUUACAAUUCAUGGAGACCGAUACUGUAGCUGUAAUUGGCCCUCAAAGUUCUGUAAUGGCCCACGUACUCUCUCACCUUGUCAACGAACUCCAUGUCCCCCUACUAUCUUUCACAGCAUUGGACCCGACACUAUCACCUCUUCAGUACCCCUAUUUCAUUCAGACCGCUCCCAACGAUCUUCUUCUAAUGACUGCCGUAGCAGAUAUGAUUAGUUAUUUUCAAUACAGAGAGGUUGUUGCUAUUUUCUCAGACGAUGAUCAAGGUAAAAAUAGUAUUACCGCUCUAGGUGAUAAACUUGCUGAGAGGCUCUGUAAGAUAUCUUACAAGGCAAUACUUCCCCCUGAACCUAUAUCUAGUUAUGACCUGAUCGUGGACCAGUUGGUUAAGGUCACAUCAAUGGAAUCUCGAGUUAUUGUUCUACAUACACUAUCCAUAACAGGUCUCAAGGUCUUUGAGGUUGCCCAUGAGCUUGGCAUGAUGACUAGUGAAUAUGUUUGGAUAGCUACUUCUUGGCUUUCCAGUACCCUCGAUUCAAUUUCUGUUUCACCAAAGGUGGCUGCCUCCAUACAAGGUGCUCUCACCUUUCGCUCCCAUACACCUGAUUCCCCAAAGAAGAGGGCUUUUUCAUCAAGGUGGAACAAGUUGAGCAAUGGCUCCAUAGCUUUGAAUGUUUAUGGUCUAUAUGCCUACGAUACUGUUUGGAUGAUUGCCCAUGCAGUCAAAGAGUUUUUCGAUCAUGGAGGCAAAAUCACUUACUCCAAUGAUUCCAAUUUGAACAGUUUUGCUGGAAAGACGAUGAAUCUUGCUGCUCUCAGCAUAUUUGAUGGUGGUAACCAACUGCUUAGUAACAUAUUAAAGACCAAUAUGACUGGGGUAAGUGGUCCCAUUUCAUUUAACCCAGAUAGAUCCAUGCCCCGUCCCUCAUUUGAUGUUCUCAAUGUAGUUGGCAAAGGAUUGUUGAGGCAAAUAGGAUACUGGUGUAACUACUCUGGGCUAUCCGUUGUGCCUCCGGAGUCUCUUUAUGCCAAACCAGCAAACAGGUCAAGUUCAACUCAACGGUUGGAUCAGGUAAUAUGGCCAGGGCAAACUACAAAAAGACCGCGUGGAUGGAUAUUUCCAGACAAUGGUAGGCCAUUAAGGAUUGGAGUCCCAAGGAGAGUGAGCUACAAAGCUUUUGUUUCAGAAGAAGAAGGAAGUGGAGUGGUCCAUGGAUACAGCAUAGAUGUCUUUCUUGCAGCCUUAAAGUGUCUUCCAUACCCCGUGCCACAUAAAUUCAUCAUGUUUGGCGAUGGACACAAAAACCCAAGCUACAGUCAGUUGGUAAACAUGAUUACAGUCGAUGUAUUUGAUGCUGCUGUGGGUGACAUUACAAUUGUAACGAACCGCACAAAGAUUUUGGAUUUUAGUCAACCAUACGCUGAUUCGGGGUUAGUGGUGGUGGUACAUGUGAAGAAGAUAAGAUCGAUAGCUUGGGCUUUCCUGCGGCCAUUUACUCCACUGACGUGGGGAGUCAUAGCCGCUUUUUGCCUUGUUGUGGGAGCCGUAGUGUGGAUACUAGAACACAAAUAUAAUGAUGAAUUUCGUGGCCCACCUAAGAAGCAGAUGGUCACAAUUUUAUGGUUUAGUUUCUCAACUGUUUUUGGAGCCCCAAGAGAAAACACAGUGAGCACAUUGGGUCGAAUCGUACUGCUUAUAUGGCUAUUCGUAAUCUUGAUAAUUACGUCGAGCUAUACCGCAAGCUUGACAUCGUUUCUAACGGUUCAACAACUCUCCUCAUCUAUACAAGGAAUUGAAUCAUUGGUAACAAGCAAUGACGCAAUUGGGUACCAGGUAGGCUCUUUUGCUGAGAACUACUUAUUUGAAGAAGUUAACAUUGCAAAGUCUAGGCUUGUUCCUCUUGGAUCACCAGAAGAAUAUGCUGAUGCCCUUGAACAAGGAAGAGUUGCUGCUGUGGUUGAUGAACGUCCAUAUGUGGAUCUAUUUUUAUCAACUUACUGCGGGUUCCAAAAAGUUGGCCCAGAGUUCACCAAAAGUGGAUGGGGAUUUGCAUUUCCGAGAGACUCCCCCUUAGCCAUUGACAUGUCAACGGCAAUCUUGCAAUUGUCUGAGAAUGGAGAGCUAGAGAAGAUCCGCAAGAAGUGGUUAAACAGAAAAGUCUGUGGAGGGCAGAGCUCUGCAGCAGAUUCAGAGCAGCUUCCAUUAAAGAGCUUUUGGGGUUUAUUCCUCAUUUCUGGAGUUACCUGCUGUUUUGCUCUGCUUGUAUAUUUCUGCUUGAUGUUGCACCAGUUCAAACGACAUUUUCCUGAAUUAAUGCAGCUUUCUACUGCUAGUAGAACUAAAAUAUCACAUUCGAUAAGGCUUAAAAAGUUCUUAUCUUUUGUGGACGAGAAGGCAGAGAUAUCUGCAAAUAGGUUGAAAAGAAAGCGGAUGGAAAUGGAAAACCCUUAAUUCCAUUAGCUAAUUGCAAUGAUCAUUGAAGCUUGAAAUGAAAAGAGAGACUGGAACAGUUCUCAUUUCGAUUCUUGUACAUUCAAAUUAUUUUUUUUUUUAUCAUGUAACAACAGAUAGUGUAGAGAACAUCUAGUGUUUGAAGAAUUACCCAAUAACUUAGUAGCUUAAUACAAUAAGAUGUUAAGUUUUGGGCUAUUGAGGUACAACUCCAGAAGAACAUGGAUGAAUGAUGUUACCCAGAGGGAGAAUGCAAUAUUGUGUAUGGACCAAAUUGUUACACCCAUAGGGUUGCCAAAGGGUUAGUUAGUAGAGCUCGUUUUGGUCUACUCUCAGUAUGACCCUUAACACUGAAUGUUUUCCCAAAUUUGUAAAGGGAACUGAGAGGAAAAAGUUAUAUUUAACAGAGGAAAAAAUUUGAAGGCACCAUACCUGGCACUUUAGCAAGCUCAGAAACCAUACUUUUCGGAGUUAGGAUUGGACUUGUUCACAGGGAUGAUAGGGACCUUCCUCCCCUCUUUCUCACAAAAACACCAAUCAACAUUUCAGCUUGAGUUGGUGCACAAAUUUUAGCAGAUGGUUAAAAAAUCAUCUUGUUUAAAAUGUUUGUUAUCUAUGAGUAAUUGGUUUGGUUAAUGUAACAAAUAAAUCAUGAUUACCACUAUAUAUAAAGAGAGAAAUAUUGAAGGUAUAAGAAAUGAGUAAAUAUCUUAUCUUGUGGGAGAGAAACAAAAUAUAGAGAAUUUGAUAAAAGAAAAGAGUUU
This is a messenger RNA of Solanum dulcamara, 3544 nucleotides long. RefSeq names its product glutamate receptor 3.2-like. Bases 81 to 2780 code for a protein of 899 amino acids. NCBI's taxonomy places the organism in Eukaryota, Viridiplantae, Streptophyta, Magnoliopsida, Solanales, Solanaceae. Gene Ontology annotation, molecular function: ligand-gated monoatomic ion channel activity; signaling receptor activity. The transcript is spliced from 6 exons. Gene Ontology annotation, cellular component: plasma membrane. The record is from RefSeq and is a predicted model, not a curated record.